Tetrahymena thermophila SB210 is the source of this 648-nucleotide messenger RNA. RefSeq names its product ERI1 exoribonuclease. The transcript has a single exon. Lineage: Eukaryota; Ciliophora; Oligohymenophorea; Hymenostomatida; Tetrahymenidae. Gene Ontology annotation, molecular function: 3'-5'-RNA exonuclease activity; nucleic acid binding. Gene Ontology annotation, biological process: exonucleolytic trimming to generate mature 3'-end of 5.8S rRNA from tricistronic rRNA transcript (SSU-rRNA, 5.8S rRNA, LSU-rRNA). The record is from RefSeq and is a predicted model, not a curated record.
AUGGACUAAAAAAAUUAAAUUAACAAUGAUUUUGACUAUUUACUGAUAUUAGAUUUCGAAGCUACUUGCGAAAAAAAUGUUAAAUUAGAAUGUUAAGAAAUAAUAGAAUUUCCUGUUGUUGUUUUAGAUGUUAAAAACUAAUAAAUAUUAGAUGUCUUUUUCCAUCAUUAUAUAAAGCCUUCUGUAAAUCCUAAACUCACAGCUUUUUGCACAGAAUUAACUGGAAUCAAACAAGAAUAAGUUGAUAAUGGAAUUUCUUUAUAAGAGGCUUUAGCUUAAUUAACCUUGUUUUUGGAAUAAAAUAAGUUGAUAGGAUCAUCAUUCACUUUUAUAACUUGCGGAGACUUUGAUUUAGGAAACUGUUUGAGAAGAGAAGCUCUUUAUAAAAAAAUAGAAAUUCCUUAAUACUUAAAAAAUUAUAUAAAUAUUAAAAAAGUCUUCCCAAAAUAAUAUUAUCCUAAACAAAAGAAAGAAGGUGAUAAUAGAUUACCUGACAUGGUAGGAAUGUUGCAAGGAUUAAAUCUCAAAUUAGAUGGACACCACCAUUCAGGAAUAGAUGAUUCAAAAAAUAUUGCGAAAAUCGCUCUCACUUUAUUACAAAAAGGAUUUAAAUUUAAUAAAAAUAUGAGAGCAUUUUCAAAUUACUGA